Vigna umbellata (rice bean) is the source of this 1533-nucleotide messenger RNA. The record is from RefSeq and is a predicted model, not a curated record. NCBI's taxonomy places the organism in Eukaryota, Viridiplantae, Streptophyta, Magnoliopsida, Fabales, Fabaceae.
AAACAAUCAACAAUCCAACAUGGCUCAGCUUUCGCCAAGGCUACUUUACUUUCUCUUUUUUCUUCUGAUAACAAAUUCUAUAUCUCAAGUUACAGCAGCCAACACUACACAAAACUUCCACUACUUCUGUGAUCAUGAUAACGAUAGAGGAGACUACACGGCCAACAGCACCUACCACACCAACCUCAACACCCUUUUGUCCACUCUCGUUUCCAAUAAAGAAAUCUAUUACGGUUUCUACAAUUUCACAAACGGCGAAAACACUGAUAAAGUGUACGCCAUUGGGCUGUGUAGAGGAGAUGUUGAGCCAGAGAACUGCCGCACAUGCCUCAACGGUUCCAGGACCAAUCUCACUGAACUUUGUCCAAACCGAAAGGAAGCAAUUGGUUGGUACGAGGAUGAGCAGUGUAUGUUGCGCUACUCAGACCGCAAUAUAUUCCGCCUUAUGGAAAUUGGACCAGCUUUUUAUGCUAACAAUGACAAAAAUGCAUCGGAUUUGGAUGAGUUCAAUGAAGAUGUCAACACCUUGCUACGUAACCUAAGCUGCAUAGCUGCAUCAGGUGACUCUCGUGUUAAGUAUGCUGCAGAUGGUAUAUUAUCAGGUUCAAAGGUCAUAUAUGGUCUAGUUCAGUGCACACCGGACUUGGGAAACUUAGAGUGCGCUGAUUGCUUGUAUCAGUCCAUUGAACGUAUCCCAAUAGAUUGUUGUAAAGACAAGAUAGGUGGUAGGGUUGUUAGACCAAGUUGUAAUAUGAGGUUCGAAACCUCCUUUGAGUUCUAUGGAGAUCCAGCAUUUGUACCACCAGCUCCUCCUCCUUCCACCACGGGUACUACUUCUUAUACUAUCUUAAUUAAUUCUAUUGCUCUUUCUGAACUAAACUCAUGCAUGUACAGUUUUUACCUGUGUUACAGAAUUUAUUUAAACAUUUUCUUCUACCACCUCUAGUGUAGUAGUUUGGUUAAAUGUGGUUUUCGGGUGUGUUUACACUUAUAUCUACAUGUUGACUAAGUUGGUCAAACAGCGUGUAUAUAUAGAUCACCCAAUAUGGUACUCAACUAAGACAGCUUUUAGGUAAUAAGGUCGAUAAUUGUCUGGUUUUGUUUUCCAUAUUCAUAUGACAGAAAAAAGUAAUAUGCUCUUAGGUAGCCAAAAAAUCGAUAAAUACAUAGUGAGAGAGUGAAAAUAAUAGACCGUCAAAUGCUAACAGACAACUAGUACCAGUGGGAGAUAAAAAAUAUAUUGAUACUCGUGGUGGUAGCGAGAUCCCUCAUUUUGUGAGACACUAACAAUAUACCCUUAUGUGUCUUUAUUUAUUAUUAUUUUAAGUGUUUUUAAAUCUAUAUUUAUGAGAUUAUUGAUUGUAAAUAUUGUGUAAUUAGUUAAAUUUAUCUCAUUUAUGUUAUGUAUAAAUUCUUUGCUCAUAAAGGUUGGAUGGAAGUUGAGACUGCUCUGUGUUUUCAGAUAUCUUUUUCCUUCAAAUUAUGUCUAAUACAAUGCAAUAAAAAAACCGUGUUGAGAUGGCCUUAAUAAUU